Molecule: messenger RNA, 1389 nt
Organism: Acanthisitta chloris (rifleman)
Lineage: Eukaryota; Metazoa; Chordata; Aves; Passeriformes; Acanthisittidae
Gene: POLD3
Product: polymerase (DNA-directed), delta 3, accessory subunit
Exons: 12
Coding region: 1-1389 (462 amino acids)
Biological process (GO): DNA synthesis involved in UV-damage excision repair; DNA replication; DNA strand elongation involved in DNA replication
Cellular component (GO): nucleus; delta DNA polymerase complex
Molecular function (GO): DNA-directed DNA polymerase activity
Source: RefSeq, a predicted model, not a curated record
AUGGCGGACGAGCUCUACCUCGACAACAUCGACGAGUUCGUCACCGACCAGAACCGCAUCGUAACAUACAAAUGGCUGAGCUACACUCUGGGAGUCCACGUCAACCAGGCCAAACAGAUGCUGUAUGAGUAUGUGGAGAGGAAAAGAAAGGAGAAUUCAGGAGCUCAGCUUCAUGUCACCUACUUGGUAGCAGGAAACCUCAUCCAGAAUGGACAUCAUUGCCACAAGGUUGCAGUCGUGAGGGAGGAUAAACUGGAAGCAAUGAAGUCUAAGCUCUCCACGAUUGCCAGUGUGCAUGUGUAUAGCAUCCAGAAGGCUUUGCUCAAGGACAGCUCUCCACUCUACAACACUGACUAUGACAUCAUUAAAGCCAACCUGCACAACUGCACCAAGUUCAGUGCCAUCUGGUGUGAGGCCGCGGUACCCCGGGCACCGCCCGAUGUUCCCCCAGCUCAGACGUCCCUGCAGGCUGAUUCCCAGAGGGCAAGUGACAGGAAUGCUGCCACCAUUCCCACUGUCAAUGGCCACGGCCCAGCAGCUUCUAAACACCCCUCACCACAGUCCAAAGGGAUCAUGGGAAUGUUUGCAGCCAAAGCAGCUUCCAAACCCCAGGACACAAAUAAGGAGACCAAAGCUGAGGCGAAGGAGGCUGCAGGGGUGUCUGCAGCAAGCAGCAAACCACCAGCAAAGAACAAUAUCAUACACAACUUCUUUGGAAAAGCUGCUAUGAAUAAACUCAAAGUCAGCCCUGUGCCUGAGCAGCCAAAGGAGGAAAAAGAAGUAGUCAAGGCUUCAGUUCCUGUAGCAGAACCAGAGUCAUUCUCUGAUGCCGCAGCAGAGAAACCUGGGAAGAAAGCAGAGUCUGCUAGGAUUCAACAAAAGGACAGGAAAAGGUGGGAUAGGGUGGACAGAUCGGAUAAUGAAGAAGAGAGAGAACCUGAAAAUGUAAAGAAGAAGAGGAAGAGAAUCAAACAACUUGUGUCUGACAGCAGUGAUGAGGAAGCAGAUGUCCCACCAUCUCCCACACCUGAGGAAGAGAAAGCUCCUUCUCCACCACCUGUGCCUGCUCUGAAAACUGAACUGGAGCCUGCAAGCACAGAGGUUUCAGCUGGAGGGAGGAAGAGGAAACGGAAGCGUGUGCUGAAAUCCAAGAUGUUUAUUGAUGAAGAAGAAGGCUGCAUGGUGACUGAGAAAGUUUACGAAAGUGAAUCCUGCACGGACAGUGAGGAUGAGGGCCCCAAGUCCAAGGCAUCAGUUGCACACAGACAGCCUGUGCUGCCCAUGAAGAAAGAACCAAAGGAAGAAAGGAAGAACCUGAAGAAAGGGACAGCUUCUGCCAGCAGAGCCAACAAACAGAUCUCCAUCAUGGGCUUUUUUCAGAAGAAAUGA